AUCAAUUUAGUAAGAUAUUUUUUAUUUACUGAAUAAAUAGGAAAAUUCAAAUUUAUAGAAAAAAAGAAUAUCAUUUUAAAAUAUUAGUUUUUUUACAAAGAAUAAAAGGCAAUAGUAACGAAGCCAAGGCGGAAACGAACUUUCCUCUUCUUUGUUUCCUUCCUUCCUUUCGCCUCUUCUUCCUCCCCUCCCCUCCUUCCCCUCUCCUAGUUUUCGAUCCCCUUCGGAGUUCGUCCGCACUUCCAAUCGCCGGCGAUAUCAAUCAGGUAGAUUUUGCCUUCUAUAGUCUUAAUUUCUCUGGCUGAGCGGUGAGCGCUUCUCUUUUUCCCUUGAUUGCGGUGGUCCACUUUGUUAUUGGCGGUGUCAUUGGCAAGCUGUCUACGUUGCUUGUUGUUUCCUUCUUAGCGAUUUUGAUGAUACCCUUUGCAGCUGUGACAGAUUCAGGAGGAAUUUUGGAUUCAAAAUUGUUCCUUUUUUUGUUUGAUUGUUUUUUGAGAUCCCUUGGGGGCGAUCAAAGAAGAUUAAAAUAAUGGAUUGUUUUCUUUAGGUGAUGAAUCUGGAAUCUGAUUUCUCCGCCGAUGUUCUUCUCCCCUUUUGUGCUGCUCUGUUCUGUAUGUCGUUUUCGGCCUUCAGAGUUUGAAUUUCUAACAAAUUCCAUUACUGGUUGUUAAAUUUUCAGGGGACAAGCUAGAAUCUUGGGAUUGUGCCAUUGUGGUGCUGAAGGGGAGCAGUCUUCUGGGCUGUAUCUCUAAAAGCACUUGGUUCUCAGGGUUCUUCAUUUUAUUCUUCUUUCUCGGGAGAGAAAGAAAUAGAAUCAGAAACAGAAUCCUUGUAGGGAAUGCUGCAUGAUGUGCCUAACUGAUGAGAACCCAGUCUCUCAAGGCCAUGAAUAUGUGGCUUCCAUGGUCUUUUCCCCCUUAUUCACAUAUGAUGAGACUGGUACUGUAAAUUCUGCUUCUUUAACUGGUUGCAGUCGUCGCCACGAUGAUCACGGUUCCAAUAGCUGCUACAGAGUUCCCAAUAUAACGACGAUGCUGGACUUUUCUGAAGACGGUUGAUUAAGCCCACUUCGACUGCUAGUAGUUUGUAUUACUUUGUGGAUUGCGUAAUAUUUGGCUUUACAGGGUAGUAGUUUUAUUUUCGAAUGUGUGCUUGUAUUACUAACUCAAGGAUGGAUCAUAAACCGACCGUAUUGACCGCAAGAUACGAGAUCGGGAGGUUGCUUGGUCAAGGGACUUUUGCUAAGGUUUAUUAUGCAAGGAGUAUUACAACAAACCAGAGUGUGGCGAUAAAAGUGAUUGAUAAAGACAAGGUUUUGAAAGUUGGGCUUGCUGAUCAAAUCAAGAGAGAAAUUUCCGUGAUGAGAAUUGCUAGACAUCCGAAUGUGCUUCAGCUUUAUGAGGUCAUGGCUACCAAAAGCAAGAUCUUCUUCAUUGUGGAAUAUGCUAAAGGGGGUGAACUCUUCAACAAGGUUGCUAAAGGAAGGUUGAAAGAAGAUGCUGCUCGGAAGUACUUCCAACAACUGAUCAAUGCUGUUGAUUUCUGCCACAGCAGGGGUGUUUACCAUCGGGACAUAAAGCCAGAGAAUCUGUUGUUGGAUGAAAAUGAGAAUCUAAAGGUUUCGGAUUUUGGAUUAAGUGCCCUAGCUGAAUCCAGGCGCCAAGACGGUUUACUUCAUACUACCUGUGGAACCCCUGCAUAUGUUGCUCCUGAAGUUAUCAACAGGAAAGGUUAUGAUGGAGCCAAAGCUGAUAUAUGGUCUUGUGGGGUGGUUCUAUAUGUGCUAUUGGCAGGUUAUCUGCCAUUUCAUGAUUCCAACCUGAUGGAGUUGUACAGGAAAAUCGGGAAAGCUGAAUUCAAAUGUCCUAAUUGGUUUGCCCCAGAAGUUAGAAGACUUUUGUCCAAAAUACUGGAUCCGAAUCCUAAUACAAGGAUAUCCAUGGCCAAGAUUAAAGAAAGUUCCUGGUUUAGGAAAGGAUUGAGCUCCAACAAACAGAGAAAACUGGAAGAAGCUGAAACCCAAGCUAUGGCUCCUUUGAGUGGAGAUGGAUCAGGUCCGUCUAGCAACAAUAGCAGCAUGCUCUUCGAGGAAGCAAAACAAGAACAACUGGUGAAGCCUUCAAACUUGAAUGCAUUUGAUAUAAUCUCUCUCUCAGCUGGGUUUGAUCUGUCUGGACUCUUUGAAGAAGAUUUACUGAGAAAAGAAACCAGAUUUACUUCUAAACAGCCUGCAUCGGUCAUAAUUUCUAGACUUGAGGAUACCGGCAAGCUUCUGAACAUGAAGGUGACGAAGAGAGAACCAGGGUUACUGAGGAUGGAAGGAGUAAACGAGGGUAGGAAGGGUUUGUUGACCAUUGAUGCUGAAAUCUUUGAAGUUGCUCCAAACUUUCAUUUGGUGGAAGUGAAGAAAACAAAUGGGGAUACAUUGGAGUAUCAGAAGAUAGUGAAAGAUGGCAUGCGACCUGCACUCAAUGAUAUUGUCUGGGUUUGGCAGGGAGAAAAGGAACCAGCCCAGCAGGAAGGAGAACAGUAUCUUCCUCCGUCGCUGCAUGAAUGACACAGUGACCAGCAUAGCUCAGCAACUCACUCUUGUCCCUUGACGAGAUGAUAAUUGCCAGUUUCUCUGAGAUCUCAUUUCUGUACAGUUUUGUGAAUUGGCAAAGCUCUUUACUCUUUGUUGUUGUGUUCACUGUUUGUUCCCCCUUUUCAAUGUUUUGCUGUACUUCAGCUUCAAUGUACGUCUCUGGAAUACCCGAAACUCUUGUUUUGAUAACUGCGUUAUUGAAUCUAUAUGUUAAAAUGAUAAAAAGCAGUUACAAUA
This is a messenger RNA of Linum trigynum, 2821 nucleotides long. Lineage: Eukaryota; Viridiplantae; Streptophyta; Magnoliopsida; Malpighiales; Linaceae. The record is from the annotation of a GenBank genome assembly.